Molecule: messenger RNA, 1152 nt
Organism: Ilex paraguariensis (yerba mate)
Lineage: Eukaryota; Viridiplantae; Streptophyta; Magnoliopsida; Aquifoliales; Aquifoliaceae
Source: the annotation of a GenBank genome assembly
AACAGCAAACCCUAGCCCUAUAAUUUUCGUUGAAAAUUUUCCCGGAAAAACGCAAUCAAACAAACCCAUCUGAGAAAAUGUUGGAACUCAGGCUUGUUCAGGGCAGUCUUCUCAAGAAAGUUAUGGAGGCCAUCAAGGAUUUGGUGAAUGACGCCAACUUCGACUGCUCGGCCACUGGGUUUUCUUUGCAGGCCAUGGACUCGAGCCAUGUGGCACUGGUGGCUCUGUUGCUCAGAUCGGAGGGAUUUGAGCACUACCGCUGUGACCGUAACAUUUCUAUGGGGAUGAAUUUGAGCAAUAUGUCGAAGAUGCUAAAGUGCGCUGGGAAUGAUGAUAUUAUUACCAUUAAGGGUGAUGAUGGGAGUGAUACUGUAACUUUCAUGUUUGAAAGCCCCACACAAGAUAAGAUUGCGGAUUUUGAGAUGAAGCUUAUGGAUAUCGACAGUGAGCACCUUGGAAUUCCAGAGGCAGAGUACCAUGCUAUUGUUCGGAUGCCUUCUUCUGAAUUUGCAAGAAUUUGUAAAGAUCUCAGCAGUAUUGGUGAUACAGUUGUGAUCUCUGUGACAAAGGAAGGAGUCAAGUUCUCAACAAGAGGUGAUAUUGGAACUGCAAAUGUUGUUUGCCGUCAAAAUACCACAGUUGACAAGCCGGAGGAAGCUACAGUUAUAGAGAUGAAUGAACCAGUGUCAUUGACAUUUGCACUGAGAUACAUGAACUCCUUCACCAAGGCAACUCCACUUUCAAACACCGUUACAAUCAGCUUGUCUUCUGACCUUCCUGUUGUGGUUGAGUACAAGAUUGCUGAAAUGGGUUAUAUCAGAUUCUAUUUGGCUCCCAAGAUUGAAGAGGAUGAUGAGGAGACAAAGCCUUAAGUUUAAAUUGUCAGCAUUUUUUUCUCAGCUGAUUGCUUUGUUUGUUCUUGUUCUCAACUUGUACCAACAUUGUUUUCUCAUACUUUGUUUAUUUGAGGAUUUCACGAAUGCAGGCAUGCAAUUACUAGUCUACAAGAACUAAAAAAUCCCAGUGUUUGAUUUUUUUUAAAACAUUUGACAAAGUUAACCAUACUGCAUUCCCCCGACUCCCUUACUGAUGUGUGUUAACCUGAUGCUUAGCUUCGUAGCUUUGGGGCAUCCACCAUGAGCUUAAUGCCAG